Messenger RNA from Rana temporaria (common frog), 4780 nucleotides. RefSeq names its product zinc finger SWIM-type containing 9 (gene ZSWIM9). The transcript has 9 exons. The coding region runs from base 349 to 4200 and encodes 1283 amino acids. Lineage: Eukaryota; Metazoa; Chordata; Amphibia; Anura; Ranidae. The record is from RefSeq and is a predicted model, not a curated record.
CGUCCAUUGGCUACCCCGUGUUCGCCACUAGAGGUCCUGCCCGCGCCUUGUUGUGUGCUAUGAGGGCGAAGCGCUUCGGAUGGAGCAGCAUUUGAACGUCAUUUACCGGAAGACGUUAUCUGAUAGGGAAGUUGCAAAUGUACCGGGAAGCGGCUGUGGGCAUAUCGGAUUGAUUAUCACACCACUUGGACAGAUCAUGUGACUAAGCAAACCCUCCCACCUUGUUAGCAAGUGCACUGAAGAACAGUAAUCUAAUUUGAUGUACUGAACUUAAUAUUGUGGAGAUUGAACAUCAAGCAGAAAGCAAUCUACAGAAAGAUACCAAGAGAACUGUAUUGCUCACCAAGCAUGGCUGUACAAGAGCCAAGAAAGGCUAGAUCACUCAGCCUUGCAGGAAUUGCUCAGAUUUCCAAUGAUAUCUCUAGGAAGUUCUUGGAUCGCAGUGACCUGUCCAGGCUCUUACGAGUUGCUUCAAAUUUCCUUAAAGACCAUACUCAGGUGUUGGUGGAACUGGACAGCUUCUUUCUUCAUGAUGCAAGUGCCAAAAUAAAGUUGGUGUUUGUGGAAGACACUGUUUUGGUGAAGAACAUUUUUGUUAUGUCCUCUUCUAUGCAGGAACUCGCUCAAAGGUCACCUGAAAACCUUUAUGUUGAUCUACAGAGUAAUAUUGCCCCAGGGCUGAACUUGUUCAGCGUGUCUUGUGAGGAGGAGUCUGGUUGGAAUAUGUGUGCUAGUUGCAUAUCAAAAACCAACAGCCAAGACACCAUGAGGUUUCUUAUGGUUUCUGUUUUGCAAAGCAUACCAAAAAUGAAAGCUCAGAUCAAAUCCAUCACAAUUCAUCCCGAGAUCGCAGAUUUUAAAGACCUGAAUAACCUCGUACCUAAUGCCACUAUCAAAUAUUGCAUGUCCCUAAUUGCCAGAGUGAUAGAGGGGAAAACUGCUAAUUUACCACUUCCCACCCAGUCACAGAUUAAAAAUGUUUUACAAGCCCUGUGUUUUUCCCGUUCCUUAAAAAUCUACAAUCGUCACCUCAAUGAAUUGAAAGCUUUAUGUCCAGUAGACGUGUAUCAAUACUACAUUGACACGUGGCAUCCUAGCAGAAAAGAAUGGUGUACCAAGGACAGCAAAAGAGUAAAAACUGAAAAAUCAUUGUAUACGUACUCUGGGGCUCUACAAUACACAGUUUCAGCAAAAAUGGGGAUUUUGCCAUCAUUGUACCAGUGCCUCCGUGUCAUUUUGCAUGAGACCCUCGAGCUACAAAGUAUACCAGAAACCUUACUUGAGGUGUAUACUGAUCUUGUGCCUGUUACUUCAACAACAAUAAUAACGACAACAACAGAAGAAGAAGAACCUGCUACUACUACCACUGCGGCUGCUACUAUUACUACUGCUACCAUUGAUGCUUCUGAAGAGCAGGUUUGUGAAGAAGAAAAAAAUGAACUGGAGCAAAUGGAAUUUUGCAGUUGGGAUGAUUUUCAGUCCUUUUUAAGCAUUUGGUGUGAAGAACAGAAAAAGUUAUUUGUCAUUCGCAAUUCUGUGCCCUUGACCAGUGAAGACAUGAGCCCGGAGGCAGUGCAGACUCUCAAGUACAGUAUGGUGAACCUUGGGUGCAGCAGCUAUACCAGGAAGCGCUGCCCAGCUUCUAUUCAGCUACGCCUGGGUCCAGAAAUGGACAAACUAAUAAUCACGAAGGCUGAUCUCCAUCAUAGUCACGAUUCAGAGAUAGACCUUCCAUCUCGUUUUACAAGAAAACCUGAAGCCUUUGUGGAAGCCCCAGCAAUGUUGUUUUUUGAGAUUUCGGAUAAAUUCAUGGACAGAACAGAUCUGACAAAGCUUCUACGUUUACACGUCCCAUUUGGCAGGGAAUCCCAAUUUCUGGAUGAACUGGAAUCCCUUUUUAAUACCGAUCCUGGCGCAAAGGUGAAAUUGGCUUAUGCCGACGAAAAGUUUACUAUGAGAAACAUCUUCUUGAUGACAACUGGCAUGCAGAAUUUACUCCAGAAUUUUUCAGAAAGCCUCUUUAUUGCUCACCUUCCAAGUCUAAAUCAGGAAUAUGCUUUGUAUUCUGCCUUGUGUCAAGAUGAGAAUUUUGCCUGGAGAGUCUGUGCUCAUUGUAUUACCAGGAAAAACUCCACAGAAACCUUACAGUUUAUCCUGCUUUCUCUUUUACAAGUCCUCCCUAAUUUGAACAUGCAGUUAAAGUGUUUGAUACUGAGCCCAGACAUUCAAAGCUGUUCGGAUACACAAGCUCUGUUUCCCAACGUCGUCAUAAAGCAUUGCUUACCGUUUGUGUUUGAAUUCAUGUUUCGGAAAAUUUCCUUCCUAAGUCAAAUGGAGCAGUCUCAGAUUAAAAACUUGCUUGCCAACCUUGCUCAAGCUUCCGCAACUGACACUUACACACAGUACCUUAAUGACUUGAAAUCUGCCUGUCCUGAUGAAGUGUUUCAAUACUAUUUUGACAACUUUCAUCCAUGUUGGAAUUCAUGGUCUGGGAAGGACAGCCAAACAAUUGAUGCAGAAAAUUCGAUUUGUGAUUUUGUUAAAUUCUUUCACCAAGAAUUAAGGACACAUUUGGGAACACUGCCUUCUUUAAGCCAAUGCCUGCAUGCCAUACUCACUGAAGAUCAGGCUCACGAUCAGGAGCCUUCAGAAUCAAGCAAUACAUGCAUGAUGGAUGAAAGCACUUCUACCUGUCAAACGGAUACAACAAGCAUACUGAACACACAGGAGCAAGAUGGUGUAAUCACGGAGUUAAUUACAUCUGCUGUGCCUAAUAAGGAUUGUGAAGACGUUGCAAAUAUGCAAUUAAAUGGCAGGGAGUUUCAGAGCUGGGAUGACUUUUGCUUUUUCCUGCAAGAGUGGAGUAAAGAAAAUUACCUUCUGCAUUCAUCAUCUUCCGUCAUAGAGGAGGGCAGUAAUCAAGAACCGAACAUUCAAGACGUUGCAGAAAUCUUGAAGUACAGCUGGGCACAACUUUCCUGCAGUUGGAAGAACUGUCCAGCAUCGAUUGAGCUGUCACUAAGUCCCCAGAAAGACAAACUUAUUGUUACACAGUGCAGCCCAGAUCAUAUCCACGUCACAGAAGAUCCCUGCGAUGCUCCUCCCGAGAAGAAGUUUAAGCCCUCAUCUGCUGUAGGAUUACCAGCACAGGUGGCAAACAAUAUAUCAAAGAAAUUUCUGGAACCAAGCGAUUUAAAAAGGCUUCUCCGCUUCCGCUCUGGUGCAUUUGAAGACCGGACACAAGUUCUCGCGGAGCUGCAGUCCCUUUUCUUUUUAGACCCAGAUGCAAAAGUCAAGCUGGUGUUUGUGGAGGAUAAAUUGCAUGUGAAGAAAAUCUUUCUGAUGACCUCUGCUAUGAGAGAUCGGGCUCAGAAUCACCCCGAAAAUCUAUUCAUUGAUGUGUUUACGGACUUCAGCCAAAGUUUUGACUUGUAUACCAUUUUUUGUGAUGUGAAGGGAGAAGGAUGGAACCCAUGUGCUUACUGCAUUGCAAAAAAACAGGUCGACGGCAUUAUUCCCUUCCUUACAGGUUUGCUUUGUGAAAUAAUUCCCACAUUAAGUAAAAAGGUAAAACAUUUAACAGUCAACCCUGAUGUCCUAGAGCCAAUUAACCUGGAAAGCCGUUUACCCCAUGCCCAUGUGAGAUACUGUAUGCAGGCGGUUUUAAAUCUCUUGUACAGUCGUAUAGCCCACCUGGAUGCAAAGUCCGAGGCCCAGAUCAAGAACUUCCUUCAUAUCAUAUCUCAGACAUGUUCAAUCAAAGUCUAUGACCGAUAUCUGAAUGAUCUGAAGCCCAUUUGUCCAGCAGAGGUGUUUAAAUAUUACUCUGACACAUGGCACCCCCGCAGAAAAAUGUGGGUAAAGAAGGAUAACAGGACUGAAGAGUCAGAGAGGCAUUUAUAUGAUUUGGUUUCUGCGAAUCAUGCAAAGCUCAAAGCCGAAGUGGGCUUUAUGCCCUCAUUGUAUCAAUGCCUGUGUUCUGUACUUGGCAGCACAGUGCAGAGCCCAGCUGAUGGGCUACACCUUCAAAAUGCUGACAUCACGUCGAUCUGCGAUUAUGAAAAGUCUGCUCUUUCGCCUACAUCCAAUCAGCAGGGACAAGAGGUUCCUGUACUGACAUCCAAUGAUGAAGGAACUCUCCAUACAGCUGCUUCCUCAGAGAAUUCUACAGAUGAGAAGCAAACGGACCAAAUGUGUUAACUGACACUUCGUUCGACUCAUGUCCAUCCUGCGCUUGCUGUGUUUUCUGGUUGAUCUGAAGCAUGAAUGAAGUCUGUCAUCUCUGAACAUGAUCAUGGCAUUGGGCUUGUCGGGUCACCUGACAGUCUCUGAUUUACUGUUAACUUUCUACGAGUCUUUCUCCUCUUUCUCUCUCUAUAGUCAGUAUUUUGGGAGUGCAUGUAAAUAUAGAAUGUUUUCCAGAUGCUGUUGUUGGAGUCUUUCUUUCCCCUUAGAAAAAAAUGCUGUUUUAUUAGAAAGCGAAUGCUAAUGUGUGUAGUUACUUUAGGGGCUUUUCCUUGUAAAUAUUUGCUUUUUAUCCAAACAUUUAGUAAGGGACAUUUUAUGCUAUGCAUAGAUGUUCCCGAGAAUUUAAUUAUGUUUAGUUAUUUUCUCCUAAAAUUUUAUUUAAGUGUUCCUCUUUUCCAUUAUUAAAGAAAAGUAUAUAUUUUACAAGUAAAUUAAUCACGACUGCUGUUAUAUGCUUGGUCUUCAAAGAAAGAAAAUUGUGUAUUUUCAGUAUUUGCUUUGAUUCAUUAUAGUAAAAUUCACCUUAAAAUCA